ACCUAGCAUUCCCAGUCUUCAAGCCAACACACAAACCUUACUCCUGACCUGUAUGCCAUCGGGAGGCGUCUGGCAAUCAGUGACCUUGGCUUUCCCUUCUCCACUGCUGAUUAUUGUCUCGCUUGCUCCUCUUGAUUGUUUAGCUACUCCAUGCCUCUUGCUGACAUGCUCUGGCCAAUCCUGCUGCAGGGCUCAAGAAUCGCCAGAUGCGCAAUCCCUUUGUGUGUGUGCAGAUGCUAAAUUGAAGUAACUUAGGUCUGGGAAGGAAGCUCUGCCGGUUGCAUUUUUUUGCUGCAGUUAAGAUCGAUCCCCUUGCGGUCGGGUGGGAUAUAGAGGUCGGAC
Aspergillus aculeatinus CBS 121060 is the source of this 342-nucleotide messenger RNA. RefSeq lists its product as uncharacterized. The annotation marks the transcript as partial. The record is from RefSeq and is a predicted model, not a curated record. NCBI's taxonomy places the organism in Eukaryota, Fungi, Ascomycota, Eurotiomycetes, Eurotiales, Aspergillaceae. The transcript has a single exon.